AUGCCGCUCUUCUUCCGUAAAAGGAAACCCAGUGAUGAAGCCCGCAAGCGCCUUGAGUACCAAAUGUGCCUGGUAAGUCGGCCAGAGCUAGGUGGGCCAGCUGCUGGGACUCUUCAGGCUAGCAGGGGCUCCACUAAGGUUUUGAGGAAUCUUCUGGAACCAUGAAAGAAUGUCAUCACCUGGUCUUUUCUGGCCCUUGUUACAGAUGAAUCCUAAGCAGGCUGGAUGGAUGUAGCAGAUCCACAGUAUAAAAGCCCUGCCGCCAUGUCAUAAUUUGUUUCAUAAAACUAUGCCAACUCUGGGAUGAUGCAGCUAGGGGGGUUAGGGGGUCAGGCCCUAGACCCUCAGGGGAUCAACUGGUGCCUACUCCACCCACCCACCCAGAAAAACAUGCCCCUUAUUGGUGGAAAACUCUGCAGAAGAGUCUUUCCACCAGGAGUGGGGAACCAAACCAGCAGAGUUCCCAGCAAGGAUCAGGUGAGAGGCAAUGUCAGAGCACUCCAAGAUCAGGUUUGGCCUGGCAGAAGCUUGGCUAGCAGGCAUGGCACCGAGCUGGUAUAUAGACAUUCUUAGUAGCUCUUCCAAUCCUGCGCUGGUUUUUGAGCUGGAGUUGGUGUAAGCACACCCCAACCACAGCUGAAUCCUAUCAUCUCCCUUCUGUACAGGGGUCUGCUUGAGAAGAUGGUCUUACAUCCCAAGGAGACCUUGCCUGUAGUUGGGCACUUCUCCAGAUGGACUGGGAUGGACCUGGUGUUUAAGGCUUUCCCUUGGGCUUGGGACAUGUCCAAACUCAAUGCCAGAGGCCAAACUCACCCCUGGUACUGGUCAUCUGUCCUAGGCCUCAUCACUCCUCACUCCCAGAUGGAGCGUGACCCAGGGCUUGGUGUAAGGCUGGAGCCUCCUGGUCCUUCUCUGAUGAGGAGUCACACUAUCAAGGCAUGACACCCACCUCUGAUUGGGACUCACCCUGUUGGGACACCACAUCUGUAUUGCCUGCACCGACUGAUGGUGGCUCUCUAGGGUUUUCAGGGAAGGGAUGCGCCCAACGCAACCUGGGGAUGCCAGGGAUUGAACCUGGGACCUUCUGCAUACAGAAUAAAUGCUGUGCCACCAAGCUACAGCCCUUCCCCAAAGUAUUUGGCAGGGCUUGGAGCACACCUCUGACAACUGGAGACUUGUAAGCAACAUGGGCGCAGUGGGGCUUACUCACGCGCCCCUCCCUAAAUAUACAUAUAUAUUACUUUGAUUACAUUCAGUGAGCAAUUGAGAUAAGGCCGGCAACCAUCUGAUUUCUCAUUUUUGCAAAUGCAGCUCACCUGUCUGUCUCUCAACAGGCAAAGGAAGCCGGAGCUGAUGAUAUACUUGACAUAUCCAAAUGUGAACUCUUAGAGGUAUGUUUCCGGUGAUGCUGACUCCCAAAUGUUGGCCAAGUGGUUGGGUGGGAGACAUGCUGUUGACAUCAGAACCUAAGAAGGGCCCUGCUGGAUCAGACCAAUGCCCCAUUUUGCUCAGCAUCCUGUUCUCACAGUGGCCAGCCAGAUGCCCCAGUGGGACAGCCGCAGGUACGACCUGCGCAUAAGAGCACCCACUCCUCCUGCAGCAUCGAAAAGCAUUACUGCCUCCAACUGUGGAGGCAGAGCAUAGCCAUCAUGGCUAGUUGCUAUGCAUAGCCACCUCUUCCAUGAAUCUGUCUAAUAUUCUUUUAAAUCUAUCCAAGUUGCUGGCCAUCACUACCUCCUGUGGGAGGGAGUUCCACAGUUACUAUGCAUUGCAUGCAGAAGUACUUUAUUUGCAGCGAUGGUUAAGGAUCAAAAGCUCUGCUGGUUUCACUUCUGGGCGUUGCUUUGGAACUAAACCCCCCCCCCCCAUCCUUUGGGCAUUAUCUUUGAGUUGUGGUGCCACAUUCUGAAGAGUGAUACCUUUUAUUAUCAUCCUUCAGCAGAAGAUGUUAUGCAGGAGCGGGUUCCUCUUUCCACCUGUUUCAGAGGCAGAACUGCGCUUGACACCCAUAACCAUAGGAUCUGUGUUGUAUCUUGACAUCAAGGACUAGGAGCCCUCCUGAUGUUGUUGGACUCCAACGCCCAUCAGCCCCGGUCAGUGUGGCCAAUGGUGAGGAAUGAUGGAAGUUGUAGUCCAACAAUUAUCUGGAGGGCUGCAGGGUCUCUGUCCCUGGGUGGAUCUUCUUGUCAUUCUUAUCAUCAGGAGGUCUGUCCUGCAUAAUACAGGAACAGGGCCUUUUGGAAUGCCCUCCCUUUAAAUAUCAGACAAGCGCUGCCUCUGUUGUCUGUUCUGUGCCUGUGAUGACCUUCCAACAAGCCUUCUAAAGCAGAGAUCUUUCCCCAUCUGCGUCUGCAUUUCAAUUGCUUUUAUGUAGUUUAAUGGUUAUAGUGCUUCUUGUUUGCCAACCAGGGCUCCUUUGGGCAGAAAAUGGGGGCCUAUAAAUCUGAUAAAUAAUGGUAAUAUGCCCCAAGACAAAAUGACCCUUGCAUAAAGUACCGUAUUUUUCGCUCUUUAAGACGCACCAGACUACAAGACGCACCUAGUUUUUAGAGGAGGAAAACAAGAAAAAAAAUAUUCUGAAACUAUUCUAGUUUUUAGAGGAGGAAAACAAGAAAAAAAAUAUUCUGAAUCUCAGAAGCCAGAACAGCAAGAGGGAUCACUGCGCAGUGAAAGAAGCAAUCCCUCUUGCUGUUUUGGCUUCUGGGAUAGCUGCGCAGCCUGCAUUUGCUCCAUAAGACGCACACACAUUUCCCCUUGCUUUUUAGGAGGGAAAAAGUGAGUUAUAGAGCAAAAAAUACAGUAUCUCUUUUGUAUUUUUUUCUGAUCACCCCUCUCUCUCUCACAAUAACAUUUUAUCUGACCAGCAUUUGGUUUUGUUCUAUGCCUGCUUUUAGAUUCCGUAUGGAGCCUUGGCGACCUGUAAAGUCUUGCAGAAGAAGGUAAGGGACAUGUUUCAAUGCGUUAGUACAGGCUUUGUCCACUGGGCAAAAGCCCUCCAGACAUUGUUGCCCUGCAGUUCUCAUCAUCCCCAGCCAGCAUGGCAGUGCUGGCCAUGACUGCUGGGAGUUGUAGUCCAAAAUGGCUCUGCUGACUGGGGCUGAUGGGAGUUGUGGGCCAAAAUAUCCAGAGAGCAUUAGGUUGACAAAGCCCAUGUCGACACACAGGCCAAUAUCAUAAAAUUAGGUGGUGGCAUCUCUAUGCAUCAGACUCUUCCUGUGUCCUCCCCUGCUAAAUAAUUUAUGAGGCUGGAGAACCCUCUUGUCCACACAGAGCAAGAAAUGCCUGGUGGCCUCAAACAAUAGUCAAAGCCUCAUAUGUCCAUAGGCAGAAAUGGGACCCUUUGAGUCUUGGCUUUUGAAUGUGUAGCGAUUCCCUCUCCCUGUUGUGUUUUAACUUUCCUCAAACACCCUGGAGGGUUUUUCUGGGAGCAAAAGCAGUUCAAGCCUAUACAGUGUCUUGCUGGCAAGGUCCAUUUCUUCAUUGUCUCCCGCUCUAGAUCACUUGUUGCACUGGUUUCCCAAAUCAUAGUGGCAGUAAACCAUGAUUUAAAUGGGUGCACUGAAACUGCAGGCACUUCACUCCCUCUGCCCCUCUGUCUCCACUCCCAGGAAACAAGUCUGGGUUAGCGCUACCUCUGAACCCAGGUUCACCAUUUAUUUCUCUCCAAGCAAACCACAAGUGAGUUAGCCAAGAACAAACCUUGAUUAUGGCUCCCAGCAUCACUCUGAUAAUAUCCUCUAUGUAUCUUUCAUUGCUUAGGUGCUGAUUGCUCACACCAAUUGCUUGACAUCUCUGACCCCUAAAUCCUGUAGCAUCCUGAAUCUCCUAACUGUGAAGGUAACUUGAAACUCUUUUUUUUUUUUUUUUUUAUUGCAAAUGACUCAAGAGGUAGGAAUGAAUCAUUGAGUGGAAGCUUCUGGACCUGAUAGUGAAGAAGGCACAGAACCACUGUGUGUGUGUUGACAGAAGGGGGGCUCUUGAAACCAGGUCCCAUUCCAAUGUGAUUUUGUUCCUGGCCUGUUUAAAUAUACGAGAGACCUUGGAGAGAGAAGGGGAAGGUGUCAGAGAUACACAGAGAAGAAUGGGAGGAAGAGAGAAGCAGGGUGUCACAGACCAAGAAAGAGGAAUAAGGGGAUGUCAGGGACAGAGAAGUUUGUGAAAGAGAGGGGAGGGAGUGGGUGCCAAAGACAGAGAAAGAGGAAGAAGCAGUUUGUCAGAGGCAGAGAAGUGAGUGGUCCGCUCUCCGCUGGCUUUGGCCUCUAACAGGUUAGUGCUGAGGAAGUGUGGCCCUCAAUAGGGAAAAAAAGUGUUCUCCAGCCCUGCUAUGAAGGCUUACCAGAUAAAUGAACGGCCAUUUUCCUUCUCUGCCCUUCCAGGUUUUAGAUCUACAUGACAACCAGCUGACCUCACUUCCUCCUGAUAUUGGCCAACUGACGUCUCUCCAGGUAAAAGAGACAAAACACAUCCUGGGGGAGAAUUCUGUUCAGAAUUGUUUCUCGUGUGCAGUGUCAGUGUGGUGACUCAGAAAGUAUGGGAACUUUUCCAUCUCUUUUGGGACCGUGAAGGCUCAGACUAGCCCCUCAAAAUGGGAUAGUGAAACCAGGGCCUGAAUGGAGAGCCUCCUUAUUGCUUGAGGCUAGGACCUUGCUGGGUGAGUUAUUACAGAGCAGAAACAGAGAGAAACCUGUGUGGAACAUCAGCCUGUGUGACUGGCUGCCAGUGUGAAACCUGCUGAUUGGCCAGGUCUCUAUGAAUACCAAGAGCUGGACAUUCCUUUUUUUGUUUUUGUUUUUUUGUUUUAAUGUUUUUAUAUCCUGACAUUCUCUCAAGUUGGGAUUCACAGUGGCUUCCAACAUUCAAAACAAUCAUUGUAAAAUACAAAUAAAAUCAGACGAGUUUAAAAAAUAGCUUAAAUACAUCAAAACACAAUUAGAACCAGCGGUUAAAAUCCAGUUUGCCCUGACAGCAGCUGAAUGAUCAGUAUCAUCUGCACCUUAGUUUCCAAAGGUCCAUCCGAACAUGAAGAUAUUAGUCUAUUGGUGGAAGGAUAGCAAAGAGGGAGCCAGUAUAACCUCUCUUGGGAGGGAUGCUACAAUCGGGGUGCAGUUUCUUUCUUGUGUCACCACAAACAAUGCUUCCAAUGUUGAUUGGGCCAUGAGAAGGUGCUGCCAUGGACUGGCUGGACACAGAGGAAUGGUAGAAGGCACCAGCUGGGGAACCCCCAAGGGACAAAGUUCUCAGAGUCCGGGGAUUGGUGGUGGGACGACAAUGCGUGGUCAGAGGGAGAAGCCUGGAGGAGGAGGUGUUGAAAGCUGAAGCACUAACAGGUUCUAGUGAGCAGGGAGAGUCUGUGACAGAGAGAAGUCCAGAAUCAGAAGUAGAGGCAGAAGCAGGACAGGAAGAAGACCAAGAGGCAGAGAGGAGUCAGGCUGGUGAAGAUACCAGGAUGUCUCCCCCUCCUGCUGCCACAAGCUCUGCUCCCCUUCCCCUGGUCUCCCAGGACCAGGAGAGGCACAAAGAGGGAGGAGCAGAGACAGGUGCAUUGGUAGAAUCUCAGAUUGCUCUGGAAGGAUCUUGGGAAGAAUCUAGGGGAGGAGGAGAUUUAGGCAGCUGCGGGAAGGUGGGGACCUUCAGCCUCCACAACUGCCUUAUAGGGGCAGAGUUGCUGUGCUCAUUAGGCAUGACACCCCUCAGCUGACCUUGUUUCUUCUAAGAAGGAGUUAACUGCAUUUACUCUGUGUGAUUUGUUGCUGGCUGGCUCCCUUACAAGUGCUCGCCUGAGGAUCUUAGCACUUGAGGUUUUAGCAGGGUCAUCAAAACAAGACGUUUUGUCUCCUUCCCUCAAGACCAGGCUGCUGAACUCAAGAGACUCAGCACUCUGUAAAGUGCACCCUCUGACUUGGAUUUCACAGGAACUUCCUACUGCCUCUCUCUAAUGGAACAGGAAGGAGACCGACCCCUCUUGUUUCUGCUCUCUGUCCUUGAUAGGUCCUGAACUUUGAAAAGAAUCUGUUGAAGGCCCUUCCAGAUUCGAUAGGGGACCUUGUCCAGCUGCAGACGCUUAAUCUGAAAGGUAGGAGAAAAUGCCUCAGGCUGCAAUCCGCAGGGAUAAGGCAACAUAUUUCACAGUAAUAAAAACACACAAAUCUAGUUUUAUAAAUAGUUGUAGUAAAAACAUCCAUUUCCUGCAUCUGCCCAAACGCCCAGGGUAACCAAGAAUGUUGUUGCCUGGUGCCCAAGCAGUGACAAGGCUGGUACCAGACCAUAGCUGUCAACCUUCCCUUAUUUUGCGGGAAAUUCCCUUAUUCCAGCGCCGCUUCCCGCUGCUAUCCCAGACUGUUAGAUAUCCCGUAGACUGUCCCUGGGAUAGGUAAGGCUGCUGAUCCCUUAUUUUUGAGGCUGCUGAUCCCUUAUUUUCAAAUCUGAAAGUUGACAGCUAUGUACCAGACUGGACUUCCCCAGGGGAGCAUUUUCCAUUCUAGGGGUCGAUAGGAAAAGAAUUGAAAAUAAAACUUCUGACAUCAUCAAGCCAUUAUACAAAUACACACACGCACACAUAUCCAAGAAGUGUGUUAAUAUCUGCAUCUUGCACAUUCUGCCUUCUCUCUUUUUUUUAAAGUAACUUUUAUUCAAAAUUUCAACAUAACAAUUUAUCAAAAACAUAUCCUCCUCACUUCCCCUCCUAUUUUCCCCUCCCUCCCCAUAAAAGCCCUCCCCCACCCCCGGACUUCCCUCAACUCCUCUUUCUGGUUUUUCAGCACACGUUAUUCUUUGCAUAUUAUAAAAUUGUAAAGAUCUUUAAAUUAUCUGUCUUUAUGUUACCCAUAAUAAAUUUGUGUAUGUUUAUUCAAAACCUGCCAAGGAGUCCAGCUCAUUUUGUUGUUUCUUUAAGUACUUUGUAAAAGGUUCCCAUUCUUCUUUGAAAUCACAGUUGUCCUUAUCACGCAGUUUGUGUGUCAAUUUCGCCAAUUCCGCAUAGUCCAUCAGUUUCUCUUGCCACAGUUCUUUUGUCGGGAUUUCUUCAUUCUUCUAUCCUUGUGCUACUAAGACUCUUGCCACCAUUGUCGCAUACAUGAAUAUGUUCUUCAAUUUCCAUGGCAGGUCUUUUCCUACAGUCUCUAACAGAAAUGCUUCAGGCUUUUUUACAAAUGUUAAUUGGCACAUUCUGCCUUCUCUGGCAGGCAACAAGCUGAAGGAACUGCCAGCCUCCCUGGGUGGCCUGCGUAGCCUACGAACCUUAGACAUCAGCGAAAACCUAGUGCAGGAGUUGCCGCAGGCACUGGCUCACAUCCGAACACUGGAGGUACGUGCCCAAAGAAGUUUUUGCUUUGUUUGUGUGUGUGUGUGUGUGUGUGUGUGUGGUGCAAAAUUCAUAUUGAGCGGAAGGAAGAGGUCAAUAUGGAGCUGGAAAGGAAAGCUUUGCUUCUUUCAGAUCAUAGUAGGAUGCAUAUAAGCAACUCUUCUCUUCCUGGGAAGCUUGUGUGCCAAUCUAGCCUUGUACAAAGGGCAUGAAUCUCAAGAAUUCUCCUGCAUUGCUCAUCAACUAAGACCCUCCUCCAAGUGCCGUCUGUUGCUGAAGUGUGUUGUGAUUACAUCAGUAGUUUAGUGGCCAGUUCAGAAGUGCAGGGUCCUUUCUUGAUGGUCAAAGCCACACCCCUUCACAGCUAGAUCCCUUUCUAAAAUGCAACAGUUUUAUAAUUAUGCAGUAAUAAUAAUUAGUGACGCAUUGCAACGAUCAAUGCCGAUCUUCAUUUGUUGCCUUUCAGCUAGAUCUUCCAUUUACUGUGCAUUUGCUGUGCAAAUGAUUUGGAGUCCUCCAACAUCUUCUCUCAGAGUGACUUAAGUUGUGAUUCUCUUGGAAGUUUCAUUGUAUCUAACAGAACUUGCACACUAUUCUCUUGAAACCAAAGCAGCUUUUGUUUUCAGGGUUCCUAAAUGCUUAACUGUGGGGCUCACAUAACUCUUUCUCCUCAGUAUUUUCCCUGCUUGCUUUCUCCAGAGUGAUCCUUGGAGCCAGUCCUCAGAGGAUGACUCCCUUUCCUUUCAUUCUGAUUGGCUCAAAUCAACACAAAGGCUAAGACUUCUUCCCAGUGGCUAAAACCCCCUUUUAUGUGGAUUGGGUGACACUGGGGACUGGGGCCAUUUGGGGGGGGGGGAAUAGUAAUGGGUCUUCAACCUUCCAUGACUCUGGACUACUGUACUUCUGGGUUGCACAGAAGAGAAGAGGUUGUAGCCAACUAAGUUCUGCUCGUAGUAGACCCAUCAAAAUUAAUGGGUCAAAGUCAUUUGUUACCUUUCAAAACAUCUACUCUGAGUAGGACUAGUACAGGAGACAACCCAUGGCCUUUUUGGCAGUGGCUCCUUGAUUUUAAAAUGCCCUUCCUAGAGGAGCUUGAUAGGCACUGACCUUGCAAUUUUUUCAGCAAUUAGUUAAGACUUUAUUGUUGACCAGGGUAAUUUGAAAGGGGUUCUGUUUGCUUUCAGCCAGCUUUUGGGUUCUAUGUGGCUGCCUUUCAGUCAGUUUUCUUGUUUUCUGAGGGAUUAUAUUUUUUCCUUUCAUUGCAUUUCAUCAUCAUUAUUGUGCGCCAUCCUGGGAUCCGUUUGGAGGAAGGUAUUUUGGAUGAUGUUAAAAUGCAUUUCAAAAGAGGGGUUUUUUGUCCACCUCAAAAAGAAUUUUCAAGGCUAGAAAAGGUUCAGAAAUUAACAACUAGGAGGAUAAAAGGGAUGGAGCAACCCCCCCGUGAGGGAAGGUUACAAUGUUUGGGCCUUUUUAGUUAGAGGAAAGACAGGUAAAUGUCAGGAGGGGGACAUGAUAGGGGUAUAUGAGAUUAUGCAUGAUGCAGAGAAAGUGGUUUCCUCCCUCUCUCAUAUUGCUAGAAUUUGGGAGUGUUUCUGUUGCAUUUGGAUGCUGCUUGUCUGCUUCCCAUAGGGACAUCUGGCUGGCCACCGUGAGAACAGGAUGCUGGAUUAGAUGGGCCUUGAUCCAGUAGCCAGGCUCCUCUUACCUUCUAAAAUAAUUAUAUAUCUGUCUGUUCUGCAGACACUGACCCUGGAUGCCUCGUCCAUGUCCUACCCGUCCAAUUACAUCUGCAGCGCUGGCACAGAGGCCAUCCAGCAGUUUCUGUGUGGAGGUGAGCAGAGCAGAGGGCCUGCCUAGUGCAAGCAGGGUGGAGAGGACCAGCCCAACAGUGCCUGAUGCCUCUGAGACUCUUUCCUCUCCUGGGAUGAAGGGCCUAGGGAGGGGCUGUAGCUCAAUCGGAGUGCAUCUGCCUUGCAUGCAGAAGGUCCCAGGUUCAAUGCCCAGCAUCUCCAAGUAGGGCUGGAAGAGAACCUUGUCUGGAAUUGAGAAGAGGGGCUGCUAGCCAGUGUAGAUGGCCCUGAGCUACAUGGACCAACUGUCUGGCUCAGUAUAAGGCCGCUUCCUAUGAAAACAUGCUUGCUGAAUUCUAGAGCCACCUUGAUGCGUUUGGUGGCCAAGCAGGGCUCAGGUCUCCCUGACUCAUUGUUAGCACUCUGCCCAGUGCAUCACACUUAGGUGUGUGAUACCUGAACCCUGCCAAUAACUGACCUGCCCGUGCUGUCUUCUGGUUUCUCCCAGAAUUAGGAAUCGAGUACAAUCCUCCCUCACAGUAUUUACUCCCAGUGUUGGAAAGUGACGGAGGUGAGACUUCAGUGGACGGAGUCAGCAGGAUGGUCACGAAAUAUGCGGAGAAUGAGGCUCAGUGGCAGGUAAUUGCUGAGAAGCAGGCCAUGGUCUUCAAAUUCAGGGAUAGGGAGUAUGUUACCCUCUGGAUGUCGCUGGAUUCCCAUCGCCCUUGACCAACUGGCCAUGCCGGCUGCAGGGGCUGAUGGGAGUUGGGCAUCCUAACAGUAUCUGGAGGGCCACAGAUUCCCCAGCCCUGCCUUCAACCUAACAAUGGUCACUGGCUCCCCUGAAAAGUGAGAGGUGGGGUGUGUGUGUCUGUUUGUUUGUUUGUAUGAAUGAGUGGGUGGGUUGUGUUAAAGCCAGUUAAAUCCAGGCUCCUUUUGUGAGAGCCAGUGUGGUGUAGUGGUUAAGAGCAGUGGACUUGUAAUCUGGUGAACUGGGUUCGCUUCCCUGCUCCUCCACAUGCAGCUGCUGGGUGACCUUGGGCUAGUCACACUUCUCUGAAGUCUCUCAGCCUCACUCACCUCACAGAGUGUUUGUUGUGGGGGAGGAAGGGAAAGGAGAUUGUUAGUUGCUUUGAGACUCCUUAGGGUAGUGAUAAAGCGGGAUAUCAAAUCCAAACUCUUCUUCUCUUCCUCCUUUUUCAGAACAAAUUUAUGGACUACGAGAAGCGGAAGGUAAGAAACAUUUCCCAUUGCUCAGCCCUUCUCCUUUUUGGAAAACUGUUAUACCCUCCAGAUGGCUCCUUCAGCUUGUUCCAUUUCUUCACUGGAUCUGCCAGUUUCUGUGGGAAAGUAUUAUUUACGUACACGAGUGGCCCACAUAAAAUAAUGAUGAUGAUGAUGAUAGUGCCAUCUGAAGAAAAAUAGAUCUGGCUCAGUUCCCUCAGUCAGCAAAUUCAUUUGCUUUAAAGCCAGGAUGGGAAAGCUUUUGGCCCUUCAAGGUUGCUGGAAUACAGCUGCCAUCAUCCCUGAGCAUUGGGCAUGCCGGCUUAGACUGAUGGGAGUUAAGGGUCCAGCAAGAUCUGGAGGGCCACAGGUCCCGCCCCCUCUAGUGUAAAGUAUUGAAAUAAUAAAAAUGCUUCAGCCAGAAUGGUAGCCAGAGCACCUUACACAAGAUGAGUAGCCAAAGUCCUUAACCUGCAGGUGUAUAAUCUAAGACAUGGCACAAAAGGAAUGAAGAGAGAAGAGGCAAACAAGUAAGCUCAUGCAUUAGUUCUUACAAAGUUCUCGUAACAAACAGCUUGGAAAGGAAAGGGUUUAAGGAGAGAGGAGGAGCCCAAAGUGAGCUGGCUUGCCAGCUGAAUUGAUGGAGUGGGCACCCGCAGUCCCAUUCUUACUCUAUGCUCUAGCUUGAGGGAUUAAUUGCCCACUGGGUGGCAGCUGAAGGAGAGAGGAAAAUUCAGUGGAAGUUGAGGUGGCAGAGUUGUGUCUGGACUAUACCACUUCAAACUGCAGGUGUUAGCUCAUACAACUGAUUGCUCCUCUGCUCACACACGCACCGCCCGCCCCCCCAAGAAAAGUAGCAUAUCUAGCCUAGCUUUUCCAUGGCACACUAGAUUUCUACAUGCAUGGGGAUUAUCUAUUGGGAGGGAUUUUUUUCAAAAAGCUUUAUUUGUAAGACUUGAUGACAACAAGCAAAAAAACAUGCAGGGGAAUAACCCAUACUAUAUUUUGUGUGGGUGAGCUUUCAGUUAGGCAAGCUCUCCCCCCCCCCCCCGCCCCCACCUGCAGUCUGUAGUCCAAACACAGGUUUGUCCACUUCUAUCUGCUGUUUAUGAACACACAAGCCCUGUCUCUCGUCAUGCACCAGGAGGAACACUACAAGCCACAUGUUCACAUGUUUGCAUGUGUGUGCUGAUGAGGCUUUUUGUUGGUCCUUCCCAGGAGCAGAAGAUGCAGGAGAAGCUGGAGUUUGAGCGCUGGUUGGAUCUGGAGCAGCGAGGUCAAGCCCAGCUCAUGCACCAGAGCCACGCCCAGAAAGGGGAGAUCCUCCAGAGCAUGAAGGAGGUAUCUUGUCUGUCUCCCUUUUCCACCACCACCCCGGACCCUCCUGUUGCUCCAUGGUUAAGCUGCUCAAAAAUAUUUCUAAGUAAAAGAAAAUGAAAUAGGUCAUCCUAGGAUGGAUUGAUAAUUGCCCUGUAGGCAGUGAUGAUUGACGCCCUUUGAGACUGGUAGGGCGGAAGACAGGGAGCCCAGCAGUAGAUGGCGCCAGAGCCAAUGACAGAUAGAGACUGCUAAGUACUUUUGUCCUCAUCGUCACUGCUGAGUUCUGCAAGGGGCCACCCAGAGACUAAGAAGGAAGAAGCCGGCAGGCGGUGCUGCUACCCACUGAACUGGUUGCAAGUAGGAGGGUAGACUGGGUAGGCAGUGCCCCAUUCACCCUGAUGGACCAGCCUCCACUGCCCAUAAGAGAGGUUCAUACAUUUGCUUAUUGUGGUUGGGAAAUUGUGCCAUUCUGAAGAAUCUGGAUGUAGGCUUACCCUCGGGUCGCAAGGUCCAGGGAGGCCUCUGUGGGAGAUAAGGCUGUCCUGGAGAUCAAGUGAAAUGGUCCUUUGAUGCUGUUCUCCUCUCUGCUUGCAGGAGCAGGUGAGGCUGGAGCAGGGCCUGACCCGGCACCAGGAGCGCCUGGGAGAAGAACGCAUGAAGCUGUUGGAGCAGCUGAAGCAGAUGGAGCAAGGGGUCUCCGGGCGGAUCAAGAAGCUGCUGGAAGAGAACCAGAGGUCAGAGGUGGUGUUGAGCAACAGUCACAGGAGCUAGGGAGCUACGCUUGCAGCUCUUGACUGUUUUCACUCCCAGGCUGGGUUUAUUGCACCACGGUUCAAAGACACCUGGACUGGAUUUUCAGAUCUGAUGGUGUGACUCCAGACAAGGAGUUCAGUUAGGGGUGGGGAACAUUUUUAGCUGGAGGAUCAUAUUUCCUUCUGGGGUCACUUGCCAGUGGUUUGCGGGGCCAGAGGCUAAAAUAGGUGGAGCAUCACAUGCAAAUUAUAUAUUGGAACUCUCACACACAGCUCUCUAUCCUCCCAUCUAGUCAACCAAGAGGCAUUAUCAGAGUUCAGGGGCACAUCCCAGCCAAACACUCAAGAAUUUAAGUAGAGCUGGCAAGGGGGUUGGCUGGGGAGAGUGCCAAGGACCAGGCAGAGAGGCUUGGAGGGCCAAAUUCAGCCCCUGGAUCUGAGGUUCCCAGCUCUCAAGUUAAGAGGUCAAACAGGAAUAGCCCUGUCAGGACAUCUCUGAUGUUACCAAAAUUGGUCCAGGAUUUUUCCUUUGAAAGUAAAUCCCAAGAGUCGUGGUCUGGAAAUGCCAGACCCUUCAUAGCGGAAUGAGCUUUUCUCUCGCCAUCUUUUACCAAGAUCCUUCACCCUGUUGCUUCAGCCAUGAUUUGGUUCAGGUGGAGAGUUUAUAUAGGACUUUAUAUAGGUUCCACUCCAUGCUGGUUCUCAGCCAGGUGCUGGUCCAGACAGGUGGUUGCAUGAGCUUUCCCCCUCCUCUUAGAACUGAACCAGGACUAAUAAUGCCUUCUGGCGUUUUUUCCCCUCCUUGCUUUCUUUCUAGGCAAAAGCAGAGCUCUGAGAUUCUCAAAUCUCUGGAGAAUGACCGGUGAGUGUCCCAGAUGCUCUUGGCUGGGUAAGGAGCGGGGAGGAUGAUGCCUUUGCAUGAGAACAUAAAAAGUGUUGCCUGGGUCAGGACAAUGGGUGGUCUAGUUCAGCAUCUUGUUCUCACAGUGACUGACCAGAUGCAUCUUCUGACCACCACCAGCAACUUUCUGUACUUGGUUCCCAGCACCUGGCAUUCAGAGGCAUGCUGCCUCCAUUAUAGCUUUCAGCCAUUGAUCGCCUCCGGGGAAAGGCCAUAGCUCAGUGGUAGAACACCUGUUUUGCAUGCAGAAGGUCCCAGGUACCAUCCUUGGGAUCUCUAGGUGGGGUUGGAAAAAGCUCUCUCUCUGAAACCCUGGAGAGUUGUCGUCAGUCAGUGUAGGCAAUAGUGAGCUAGAUGCACCGAAGGUUUGACUUGGCGUAAGGUGACUUCCUCAGUUCCUAUCAUCUUUUCAUCCAAGAGUUUGUCUUAUCCUCUUGAAAAAUUUCACAUGCUAUGCAUAAAAAUGUGAGGUGACCGUUGCUUUCAUGCCCAGGCUUCCCAGAGGCUUCCGGCUGCCCCCUGCUGGAAACUGGAACACUAGAUUUGACGAGCCUUCAAUCUAAUCUAAACAAUGAAAGAGGCAGGGCAGGCCUUGCCAUUGGCUGACACUUGAGGGAAGGGCAUGCAAUGGCUGAAUCUCUCCCUUUUCCCCUGCCAGGAUCCGGAUGGAGCAGCUGAUGGCCAUUACUCAGGAGGAGGCUGAGCAGCUGCGCAGGAAGGAAGUGGCCUGUGAGUGCGGCUGUGGGAGUUCUGGGUGGGAGUCUUUACACCCCAGGCAUAGAACUGCUUCUCCUGACUAUGUUGAUUUCUACAGAAAGAACGUGGAAUAUUUUCCCACUCAAGGGCUGCAUUCUCUUCUGGGCAGCCAUCUGGGGGCCACAUGCCAGGGUGGGUGGGACAACAAAUGUAAUUUUUUCCUUUUGUACCAUAGCCUAUUUUUUACAUACACAUGCACACACACACACCCCGUCCUCCAUCAUGACAAACGAGGUAUUUUUAGAAUUCAAGGAGACACUUCAGCCAGCCAAAAGCCCCUGAAGAGGACCAGAGUAAGGCAUUGUGUCUUGGGGAGGAUUCUGAGGACCAGGCAGAGAGACCUGGGAUGCUACAUUUAGCCCCCUGGGGCCUGAGGUUCCCCACCCCUGGCUUAGUGCAUGGAAGAGAUUGUUGGGAUGCUUUUGAUCCAAACUUAAGUGAGAGUGCUGCCCGCAAAAUUCUGCACGAAUCCCCAAAAACUCUCCAAGGUUUUUCACCAUUGAGGUUUAUACACUCUGUAUUUCUUCCCCCAUCAACAACAAAGGCACUGCCGUUUUGGUUCCUCCUUCCCUAGAAGCAGACACAACGCUUCCCUACCUACCCCUAGUUCUGCUCUUUCAUUUCUCCUGUACAGCCCCCCCCCCCCCCCCCGGUUUUCAAACCUUUGCUAAAUUGUGGAAUGUUGGAGGCAGGGAAUGGAUUUGGAAGCCUCCUGAGCUGCUUCCUGAUCUCUGGAAAAUUUUGGUGCUAUUCUAAUGUGUGGGAGGAGACAGUUUUUGAACAGGCUCUUAUAAGCUCAGGAGACGCCUCCAGGACCCUGACUUCCUGCAUUUUCUUUCCUCCACAGCGGCCAUGCAGCAGAUGCUGGCCGAGACCUAUAAGAACAAGCUCCUGCAGGUGGCUUACGAGUCACGCCGGCAAGAUCUUGUCAACCAGACUUGUUCCAGGUACUCCCAGAGAGAAUGGGGCAUUUCUCUGCUUUGUGGGGAGGGGACCAUAUUUAUUAUUAUUAUUGUUGUUGUUAUUAUUAUUAUUAUUAUUAUUAUCUAUCCUUUCAUCCAAGAAGCGUAAUGUUCUUUCCCUCCACUUUUUAUCCUCACAACAAUCCUGCGAGGUGGGUUUGUCUGAGAGAGAAUGAGAAUGAGUGGCUCAGGCUCACCCAGCAAGCUUUGUGGCUGAAGGGUGAUUUGAUCCCGAUUCUUCUCCCACAGGCUGACUUUCUGUCCACAACACUGUGCUUCGUAGAAAGGGAGGUGAUGCUGUUGUUUUUAUUUGUGUGUGUGUGUGUGUGUGUGUGUGUGUGUGUAUUGCUGUGAUUAACAAGAGAAAGGUUUUAUACAUGAGGUGAAAUGUUUCUGCUUUCAUCUCACUAGCUGCUCUGGCUGGAAAGGCGGAGCAACCAGUUGCUUAGACAUUUCGAUUCUGAGGGCCGCAGACUGUCGGACUUGUCAGUAGCAGCAGUAGAAAUUAUGCCACAGGAUUAGCAAAGAGCGCACUGGCCACCACAUGCCCUCAUCCAGGAGAACAACACCAGCAUCACUUAGCUUCUGCAAACGAAGCCCUUCUGAACGUUCAGUCUCAGAGCUCUGUAAGUGCCACUAUGGAAACGGCAGGCUUUCGUUUUUAGUGGAAUAGCUGGCAAAGGUGGAAGCCGAAAUGUUUUGCCACAUAAAUAGAACCUCUGUUUUGUUAAUCACAGCAACGUAUAGAUUAUGUGAGUGCAGGGGUGGGAAACCUCUGGCACAUGGGUCAGUCUUGCUCCCUACAUCCAGGGAGUCUAAUUUGGCCAAUGAUGCCAUUCUGCUACCUGUUGAUCAGCUGACAUCACUUGUCAUUUAGAGUGAUUGGAAGUCUGACAAUAGAUGGUGACAUGGGGGUGUGGGGUCCCUCCAUCCCCAUGUGCCAGAACCCAAGAACACCAUGCUCACACUGGCUUUGCUAGAGUAAGCCAGAAAGGUGGAGGGAGGGAGGGAGGGAGCGAGCGAGCGAGAGAGAGAGCGCUUGGGGUAUUGGCUCUGUUCCCUGAACCCACUGGAGUUAGUUUGGUUCCAUUCUCUGACAGGCUUUGAUUUUCCCCAAACGUACUGAUACUAGUGGCGCCUGUCCUUACAGCCUCUAAAGGCCUUCCAAAGCGCUUCUCACCCUCGGUUUGCCUCUGUCUCCUGGGAGGCAAUGGUGGUAACCCUUGGAAUGUUUUCUCUUGUAGCCUAGCCAAGAUGGACCAGAAGUUUCAGCAAAUCCUAGCUUGGCAGGAGCUGGACCAGAACAAAGCCAUCAGCCAGAUCCUGCAGGAGGUAUUAAGCUGGAUAUGGGUGCAAAAAGGGCAGCACCUCUGUAUGCAGGAUGGGAGAGGGUGAGCCAAGGCAAGGUAUGGCGGGGGGAGGGGGAGAAUCAGAGCUGUAGACUUGGAAGGGGCACAAAAGGACAUCUCGUCCAACCCCCUGCAAUACAUACCAAGUCCAUCUAGCUAAGUUGUUAGCUCUUUCUGUGCUUUGGCCCCAGGUUACUCUUGGAGCACUCCUGGGUGGGAAGCAUUCUCAAAAGAGUUCCCUUGCCCCUUUUCAUCACAGCCCACCACUCUGUUUUGGCUUAUAUACACAGUGUUUUCUCUCGUUCUGAAAUAAUGAUUUCAAUGUAUGAGUUGCCUCCUAUGAAGCCAUUAUGGUUGGGACUGAUAGGAGUUGUGGUUGAAAACGUCUACAAGUAGGCAAGGUUUGUGGCAACUGGAGUAAAUCUUUAGGCGAUUUCUCAAGGCCCACAACAAUGGGGCCUGAUGUUAUUCCGGUUGGAUCAUGUUCCCCAACUGGCCAGGUGUGCUCUCCUGAACUUGCAUGUGCUGUUUUUUCAGAGUGAUAUGCAGAAGGCUGCAUUUGAAGCCCUCCAGGUGAAGAGGGAUCUCAUGCACUGCCAGAUCAGAAAUCAGGUGAGUGGAAGUCAUGGGUCUGCAGGGACUGGGAUUGGGUGGGGUGAACAGUUGACAGUUUCUCACAUGGUCCAGCUUCCUUCUCAAAGCCAUUGGAACAAGGGGAGCUCUCUGGAGCUCUGGACAGCGGAAUCCUCUCCCUACCUCCCUCAGGCCCAGGAAGGUCUGCCUCAUCUCGGGGGGGAGGGGCUCCGUUUGCAUUUCCAUCCCACGGCAGCCCAUGAACAGCAUGAUCUCCAUUAUUACAGUGGUUGUCGUGUAUAAGUUUCUUCAUUCAUUUUAAUUUGUUUCUGACCUUCUUGUCAAAUCCAUUCCGACCAACAUGGAACACAUUGCUUCUUAAGGUCAGGCUGUCCCCCACCAGGGCAGUGAGCUGUUGCCAGUGGUUUGAGGUGGUAGAGUUUGCAAGGUUGUCGGCGCUAUCCCCCCACCCGACCCUUAGCACUUGGCUAGCUGGGGUCCCAAGGCUUUUUCUUCUGCCCGGGGAGAGGGUUUCCUGAGAGGUGCUGGUGUUUGUGGUCUUCCCUCUUCUCUGGUGGCUUUGCUGAACUGUAACAAGCUCUGGAAUCUGCAUCCGGUUUCUCUCAGAAGCCUCCUGGAUGCUCAGUGGCUCACGAGUGAUCCUAGGCUGGCCAGCUAACUAGUGGGAAGAGCCAUAGCAGAGUGGCAGAGCACCUGUUUUGCAUGCAGAAGGUCCCAAGUUCAAUCCCCAGCAGCAUUUCCAGGUAGGGCUGGGAAAAGACUCUUUGCCUACAGCCCUGCAGAACGGCUGCCAGUCAGUGUAGACAAUCCUGAGCUACAUGGACCCAAUGGUUUGGCUUGGAUAAGGACGCUUCCUAUGUUCCUAAGCUACCUCCACUUCUAGAGUGAAGUGGGGGGGGGUGUCUUUAUCUCAGGGCUGGGGCAACCUGUGACCCUUCAGCUGUUGCUGGACUCCAGUUCCCAUCAGCCAGCAUGACCAGUGGUAAGGGACAAUGGGAGUUGUACUCUGCCAUCAGCUGGAGAGCCACAGCUUCCCCCAGCCCAGGUUUAUCUCAGGUGUGUGAAACCUUGUGGCUCUCCAGAUGUUGCUGCACUACAACUCCCAUCACUCCUCUGCCCCAGCUGUGCUUGCUGGGGCUGCUGGGAGUUGUAGUUCAGCAGCAGCUUGCAGGCCAAAAGUUCCCCAGCCCUCCUUUAGCUGAAGGCUUGUACCUGGCCUUUGAGGAAAGAGCACCUCAGUUCCCAGAAUAAGGUUUCCCCUUGGUUUUAGGAGAGCAGGGUAUUUCGUCGUGAUUUGUCAGGGGAGGGGAUUAAGCUGUAUUUCCAAAGACUCUUUGCAGUGGGCUUUGUUUAUCCCCACAUCUCUGGCCAGGGUUGAUAAGAGUUGUGGUCCAGAGCAUCUGGAGGAUUUCAGGUGGGUGAAGGCUGUUCUUGAGGAUGCCACCUGCAGUUUGCACACCACAGCAUCCAGCUGGUCACCAUGAGGACUCCCUUCCCCAGAAUGAAACCCCUCUUGGCCCCACACCAGUGGCAGGCAAGGAGGGUGCUGUGGGAGAGACCUCCAGGUGCUCAGCUUAACUCUUCUUGGGCCAAAUGAGUGCUAGUAACUACAGCGAUGCAGUUAUAGGACCAGAGUGCGAACAGCAGAGAGCGGAGUCCUUCCCGAUGCAAGUAAAAACCAAACAAACCUCCCCCUCCCUUCCUUGUUUCAUCUUCUGCCUAGAUUAAAUUAAUAGAGAGAGAGUUACUGCAGCUGACCCAGCUGGAGUUAAAGAGGCAGCAGUUGGACACAGAGGCGCUGCAGGUACGUCAGCCUCUUUUGGACCUCUCCCUCGGCUCACGUUCUUCCCGCCCUGCUCUUCCUUCUGCUUUCUGAGGUGUCUUGGUGCUUGAGGCAGGAAUUUGGGGGAUGGGAUGGGGGGAUUCCCUGGUUCCUGCCUCCUGGGGCUUUAUUUAGCACGCGCUGCAAACGCUACUGCUUUUGGAGACCUGGGGAUCUGUAGGAAUAGCCUGCUGUAGUGUUCAGAGGGGGAAAUGGUGGGUGGGCUGGCAGGAAAAAGGGGUUGAGAUCUGCUGAGCAUUCCACAUUUUCUGCAUUUUUGAAUUUGAAUUCUUUUCUUUCUUUUUUUUUGCUGGUUUUGCUUCGGUGUGUUUUGUUUUGUUUUUUUGGUUGUUCUCAAAUCUCCACUCCAAAAGCAACAUCCCCAAAGAGCACGCCAUCCUCUCCAUUUGCUCUCCUCAGCCAGCGGAAGAUAGGCUGCAUUAAUCACAAUUAGUAUUCCUGCUUUUAUUUUGCAAGGUGGGGAAAAGUGGUGGGUUGGGGGGAUCCAAGCAAGGUUCUGGUUUUCAGAGUUGCAGAAAGAUGUUUGAAAGUGGGGGGUGGGUCAAAGCCUGCUGAAAUCUCUGAAGCCAGGGCAGGAGUUGAGCAAACUGAGCAACGCUUUGCUCUGUGGCUAGCAGAACAAAUGGAGUGAUGCAGAAUUUCGGCUUCCAUCCACUCAAGUGAGGGCAGAGAAUUUGGGAGUAGCCAAAAACCAUUUGGGGGACUCCGCAUUAGCCAUCCUUGUUGUAAACCAGGCGAGGGAGAAACCUUUGGGGGCCCCCAGAAGUUGGUGGAUUGCCGCUCCCAUCUCCUCCUGGCUGGAAGCCAUGCUGGCUGCUGGGACUGGUGGAAGUUGCAGUUCAGCAGCAUCUGGAGGGCCACAACAAAUUGCCUCCCCACCUGCUUUAAACAAACCUCAAACAGAAGGUUCUGUAUGAGGGUGAAGGAACCUCUGGCGCUUUUGUGACCCAGCUUAGCUCCUUUGAAUCUGUGCUGCAUCUGGAGGUUGGGGAGCAGGCAAUAUGGAGAUGGGGGGAGGGUGCAUCCAGGAUGGUCCAGGUCGAACUUCAGACCCUAGAGCUAGGAUGAUGUUUGGACGCAGCCUUCUAGCCUUGGGGGUGGGGAACAUUUUACAGCAGCGCUGCUUCAUGGGCAGCCUUCCAGGGACCCCAUGCCAGUGGUGGGUGGGUCCAGAGACAAAAGUGGGUGGAGCAACUGGUGUGACUCUUUGUUAAAUAUGCUACAUUUGAAUAGCGGGAAAAGUCAGAGGUUCACACGCAGACACCUCCCUCCCUCUCUCUCCAUCAAGGCAAGCAAGAAGCAUUAUAUCCCAGUUCAUGGGCACAGCCUGGGGUGGGGGGGAUGCAGCCUGGGGAAAUAGGGCAUGGCUUGGGGAGAAUCUCAAGGGCCAGGUAAAGGCACCUGAAGGGCUUCCUUCAGAUCCCAGGAGGCCUAUGGUUCCCCAUUGUGGAUGCAGGCUUGAGCAUCCCCCAAAAGGCAGCCUCUGCUUUGGAAGGUGUGCACUAAGAGGAAGAGCCAGCUGCCUCCUCUGGGGGCAGCCACUUCCACUGCUGCACAGCCCUCAUGGUGCAUGCUUCCUAAUGCCUGUGUGCUGCAUUUCAGGAGGCAAUCACAGAGCAGCGGCAGGCCCUCACCUACCUGCUGCAGCAGCUGCUGAAGGAGAAGAGGCAGCGGGAAGAAGAGCUGCAGGCCAUCUUGGUAAGGAGACAACUCACCUGUAAGCGGGGCUAAUUCUCUCUUCCACUCUCUCUCUCUCUCUCUCUCUCUCUCUCUCUCUCUCUCACACACACACACACACACACACACACACACACACACACAGAGACUGGCUCAGCCUUCUGCCCGUUUCCACACAUGGUGGCUUUGCCCCUCUCUCAGAGGUGCUUUGGAGGAGGCCAGGUGUCAAGCUACACUCCUGGAAUCAGCAAAAGCUGCACAUGGUGAUCCUUUGUUUGCUUGUAUAUCCCACCUUUCCCCCCAAGAAGCUCAAGGAAGGCAUGCAUUUGAACCCUGGUCUCUCCCAGAUCCUAGUCCAACACUCCUAACCACUACACCACCCUGGCUCUCUGUUUUUCUUCCUUGCAGAGGGAGCUGGAAGCUAAGAGUGAGACAAAGCAAGAGAACUACUGGCUGAUUCAGUACCAGCGGCUUUUGGACCAGAAGCCCCUUUCACUCCGGCUGCAGGUGACUGGCUAGCAGAAGUGCUGGGGUGGAGAAGGUUGCCUCUUCCGUGGGCUUCACUGGGUCUGGCAGCCCCUUAUGGUUCUGGCCUCCUCUUUCACCUGUGGCAGGUUCCAGGCUUCCUGGGUCUGGGUUUCCCAGUCAAGAGGCCACCUGGUAACACUGCUGUCCUUUUUCUUUGAAGGAGGAAGGACUGGAACGGCAGCUCGUGAAGCUCCUGGCAGACCUGUCAGCCGACCAGUACACGCCCGUCUUUGCACAUCACCGGAUCUCACUCAAAAUGCUAAGCGCCAUGGUCCCAAGUGACUUGGCCAAGGUAUGUGGGGAAGGUUAGAGCAGGGGUGGGGUGGGGAACCUCAGGUCCAGGGACUGGAUGCUUCCUUUAGGGCCUCUCUGUUUAGCCCUCAGAACUUUCCUCUGGGCUGCACCACUGGAGGCUGGGCACGUGGGGUGCUCCUCCCCAGCUUCAAUCUGCCCUCACUCAGCCAGCCCCCACUUGCAUACCUUCUCACAACCAGUCCAGGGGGUGGAGGUGGCACAACCUCUCACCUUCACCCUGCUCUUAAGUCUCAGGGUUGCUCCUUGCAGGGAGGAGGAUGGGGACAACCUUCAAAUGAGUUGAUUCUGCCUGCGAUUGGCUCUGGCUCUGCCAGGCAUGAGCUGGCUCUGCCUACUGUUUGGGCUCCCUGCCAGUCUCGAUGGGCACCUGCCACCUUUCACUGGACCGGACCAUAAUUUGUACUGAUAUAGAAGUUCCACACACAGUAAAAUGGAUAAAAGUAAACCUGGGAGAGAACCAUGCUGUUCAGAAGGCUCCUUUCUGCGCUCUGCCAUUUGCUUAUGUCCUCUUCCAGAUGGGGAUCACAGAGACAGGCCUGCAGCACUCCAUCAUCCGGAAGGCACGAGAGAUCCACGCCGUGGCUGAAACCAUCCCAGGUAACUUGCUGGAUCCUCUCUCCUAAGGACAUAAGCUGUCUUGUAUAGUUGGAGCAGGGAUUGAGGUUUGGCACAAGCUCCAUUCUCCUUGCCAUCUCUCAUGAGCUUGUUGGGGGGGGGGGUUGGCAUUCUUCCACUGCCUUUCAGCCCAGCUCAUCAGCAAAGCAUCCACUCUGCAUAAAAGUGCUUGUUCUCAGUGCCCAGCUCCUUCCAAUUGCUUGCAGAGUUGCUGAAGCCUACAGAAGAGGCAGAGCUUGCUACUCCGGGGACCAGCAGAGAGCCCCCCACCGCCAUGGCUCCUUCUGCCCCACCACCAGAAGAGCACCGCUGUGAGUGUGUGGUCUGCAUGGAGCGAGAGGUAGGUUGACCUCCACCCAGGAGCUUUGAAAGCUUAACGUGCAUGUCAGGCAGAGUCAGUGGUCCUCAGAGGCAUCAGGGAAUUAGCGUGACACAAUGGAAUGCUACUCCAUCCCUAUGCCAAGGCUAUAGAAGGCCUUCCUAAGACCCAUCAAUCCUAAUCUGUGAUGUUUCUCAAGGCCUGAUCCAACAGGGAUCCUCUGAUGAUGUUCUUAUCUUGUGCCUGAACUUGCUUUUUUCCUCCUCCUUCCCAUCCUUUUUUCCUUGUGUGUCAUGUCUUAGAUGUCAAACCUGAGAGAAGAAACUGUUUUGUUUGUCAGAUGCUCUGGCAGGCUUUGUUGUGGAGGGAUGAGGAUGAAGCGCAGGAUCAGAAUGCUUUGGAAUAAAACCCUGAUCUCUGAUGACAUGUGUGCAAGGGGCAAGUGGCGAGGAGGCCCUGCUGUUGGUAAGAGAUGUGGUCCUAGCAUUUGCCUCUUCCUCUUCUUCUUCUCUUUCCCCCAGGCCCAGGUGGUAUUCCUGACUUGUGGCCAUGUCUGCUGCUGCCAGACCUGCUCCGAGGCCCUGAGCACCUGCCCGCUGUGCCGCAAGGAUAUCGUCCAGCGCAUCCGUCUUUUCCACAGUGGAUAG
Molecule: messenger RNA, 22892 nt
Organism: Podarcis lilfordi (Lilford's wall lizard)
Lineage: Eukaryota; Metazoa; Chordata; Lepidosauria; Squamata; Lacertidae
Source: the annotation of a GenBank genome assembly